Molecule: messenger RNA, 2570 nt
Organism: Nilaparvata lugens (brown planthopper)
Lineage: Eukaryota; Metazoa; Arthropoda; Insecta; Hemiptera; Delphacidae
Product: mitochondrial fission regulator 2
Exons: 5
Coding region: 131-1054 (307 amino acids)
Biological process (GO): aerobic respiration; mitochondrial fission
Cellular component (GO): mitochondrion
Source: RefSeq, a predicted model, not a curated record
ACAGAUUUGGCGUCUUGCGCCUUGCGUCGUUUCGUCAGCGUGUCUCAAACAACUUUUUUACUUUGUUAUUAUUAUUGUUUUAUAUUAAUUACUUAUUAAUUCAUGAACUAUGAUCAUUCCGUAAAGUAGAAUGGAAACUGGAGACUAUCAUUAUAGACUUUUAGGCUUGCUGAGAGGAGCAGUAGAAUUCAUUGGCCAAAGUUUUUGUUAUUUAACUCAUCCGAAGGGACGAUCACGUAGCCUUGUGCGAAGGAUUGGCAGCUGGCUUCCCCUUCCACCGGCGCCAAGGGUUUACAUCAACAUCCCUUCUGACUCCAUUCUAUUCGAUGCCACCCAAUAUGGCUCGUUCUAUGAGGACGAUUACCUGCCUGAGAUGCAUAAGGAGCAAUCAUCUCUUUGCUUGUCUUUCGCCCAGCUGCAAGGACUAACGCCUCAAAUUAUGAGCAGUACACCAGAGAACCAUCGUUUGAAAAUACGUAAUUUGGAAAAAGAGUUGACAGACUUGAAGCACCAGGUGGCGCAAAUACUCGAAACAAUGCCUACGUCAGAUUACGGCAGUAUGGUGAGUGUGUGGUUAGGCAAUCAGCCGCUUCUCACCCCCUCGCCUGUAAAUACCCCUUCAGCCCCUCCUGAAAAUACCCAUUCGGUCCCCUCUGAACGUCCACCCACCCCUCCCCCGCUACCUCCGCCACCAGCUUUGGACACCACUCCGGUGAACCUGGCCAGAGGAAAACUCCGACGGGUAGCCAGAGAGUGCACCGAGAUGGAAACAGCAGCGCAAGAUGAUAAGAAGACGCCGGCCGCCAUGUUGGGAGAUGUGCUUCAUCAGCUGUCAACUGAGAGACCCACUUUGAGGCAUGUCAAGAGGUCACCAGGCGGCUGUAAUCCUGAGAAAACUCCCAAAGUUCUCGAUCCUUCCGACAUUCUCUCAAAAGUUUUACGACAGAGAUUCCAGGCUUUCCAUCCAUCUGAUACGGAUACAACUGACAAUUCUAUUCAUAAUACUUCGGAAUUCCUGAAUGAGGUUCUCACUUCGCCUGCUAGCCUUGUUUGAUUAAAUUAAAUAAUCAAUAAUUUAUUAAUUACGGUAAUUGAUUGAGUAGUCUACGUUGUGUUCGAGACUGGUGUUGAUUAGUAUUUAGAGAUACAGACUUAUUCUGUUUACCUAGAAAUUUAACCUUUCUAUAUUCUGUAGUGAGAUUCACUUGAAACGUUCAGCAUUGUUCGAAUGGGAAUCAUUGUUGUUAUUUAUGAGGAAUACUGACAGUUUGGUGAAUCUCAUUAUAGUAUUGAUGAUAGGUGAAGCUAUGUGUUGUAUAAUUCAGAUUAAAUGACUGUUUAUAUUGUACGGUACAAUAUUCAAGUUAGGUACAUCUCUAAUUCAGGUUAGAAUUUGCUAAUAUUUUGUGCAACGGCGAAUUGAGAAAGAGUGCAAGCUUUUCAACUAUUAUUGAUUAAGUUGUCACAUGAUAUGAUGAAGAACAUGUUGCACUAUAUUAUAUUGCUCUAUAAUAUUAUGUUUUUUAGACUUAUUUUGAAAUUGUAUCCAACUAUAUUUUGUAUUCGACAUAUUACGAGAAGUUCAAAUUGAAUUUUUCGAGUAACAAUAAUUGUUAGCCUACAAUUAUGACUGAAAUUGGGUAAUUUUUGUACUAUUUUGUAAUAUUAUUGGUUUUUGUUACUCUUCAGGAUGUGAAUGAGUGUGACUUAUGCACCAAGUCAUAGUAAUAAUCAUUUUAUAUUUUUUACAUUUCAAAUACUCGACUUCAUUUUUCAAUUUGUAUUUUUUUAUAAAAACAAAAUGCUUUUAUACUCUAGCUGUACUGAAGUUUUAAACUUGCUUUUCAAAUAAAUGUAGCCUACUUUAUGUUUAAAUUGAACUGUAAAAUUGAUCAUGGAAAAUUGUUGAACACUGAUAAAUUUUUUGUUUGAAUCUAGGAUAAUGAGGAUAAAAAGAUCCUCUUAGAGUAAUGGAGUGAAUUACAUUCUAUAUUCCGUAAAAUAUAUUUUGUAUUGUAUUUGCCAUUGGAACCAUGUACUUAUUGCAUAACAAACUCUAAUCUUGUACUAAAAUGCUAAUUUUUUUCUCGUAUUAAGACUUAUAUCUUUUGUAUUAUUUUAUGUUCGACUUUAUUUGUUAACAAUGUGAUGUAAUGAAUUUAUAUUGUAGUGAGGUUCACUUUAAGCUUAAGUAUUAUUCAAAAGCAAUGCUACAGUUUAAAAUGAGAUUCACUAUACCUUGUGCUUUCGAUACUUUCUGAUUUUGUUCUAAUCAGUAUUAGAAUUUUGAUUCAGUAUUUAUUUUUGCAAGUUAUUCAUUUCAUUGUUAUUUAACGUUUAUGUUGUCUCAUUAGACCUAUACUUCUAAUUAUUUAGAUUUAGACUAUUGGACUGACAUAAGCUAUAAGACUAUUAUUGUAAACAAAUGUAAGGAAAGAAUUAAGAAAUUGAAAAUUUCAUAUAUGAUUCUAUUUACAGCAAGAACCAAACUAUAAGAAUACUUGUAUUUUUUGUAUUUUUGUAAACAAAUGUAUGAAAUAUUGAUGACAUUAAAAAUGCCUUUUUACGAA